Messenger RNA from Racocetra persica, 654 nucleotides. Lineage: Eukaryota; Fungi; Glomeromycota; Glomeromycetes; Diversisporales; Gigasporaceae. The record is from the annotation of a GenBank genome assembly.
AUGAAUCAUAGGCAACAAGAAGAUGUUGAUGCUCGGUCAAUCUAUGUUGGCAAUCUUGAUUGCAAUAUUACCGUCCAACGUUUACGAAACCAUUUUCAUUUACGUGGGACAAUUAAACAAAUCACAAUUAUUUUCAGGAUUUUUAGCGAUAACGCGAAUAAUCAAAAGGGUCACGCUUUUAUAGAAUUUGAAUCAGAAGUCAAUGAUGCAUUGAGUUUGGAUGGAAGCACGAUUGAUGAAAAUAUUAUUAUUGUCGCUAGAAAAUGGAUUAAUACUCGUACAAUCUACGUUAGCAAUCUUCAUAAUAAUGUUACCGAAGAUGAAUUAAGCAAUCACUUUCACAAUUAUGGAGAGAUACACCAUAUUAAUAUAUUUAAUGGAUAUGCGUUUAUUGGCUUUACCACGAGUGCUGCAGUAAAUAGUGCCUUGCGGGCAAAUAAUACACUUCUUGGUGGAAGACGUAUUCAUAUUAGACAAGAUAUAUCUCCUGACGAUUUACACAGUCAUUUUCGAAGUUCCGGAGAAAUAAAACGAGUUUUUAUUUGCGAUAAAGAUGAUCGUAAUAGAUUUGCAACUAUAAAUUUUGUCGCCCGUUUUUCAAUCAAUCAAGCACUACGAAGGAACAACACUUUAUUGAGAGGAACUCGAAUCCAA